Phragmites australis (common reed) is the source of this 860-nucleotide messenger RNA. Its product is annotated as glucan endo-1,3-beta-glucosidase 10-like. The transcript has a single exon. Gene Ontology annotation, cellular component: plasma membrane. The coding region runs from base 96 to 860 and encodes 254 amino acids. The record is from RefSeq and is a predicted model, not a curated record. Gene Ontology annotation, molecular function: hydrolase activity, hydrolyzing O-glycosyl compounds. Gene Ontology annotation, biological process: carbohydrate metabolic process. NCBI's taxonomy places the organism in Eukaryota, Viridiplantae, Streptophyta, Magnoliopsida, Poales, Poaceae.
CCUCCAGCUCACUCCCACACUCUCACUCCCCCCAUUCUCACACUCACUCCAAGCUAGCUUCACGCUUUCAGCUUCUCUGCGCGCAAUCAGGCGCAAUGGCGGCGCUUCUCUAUCUGCUGCCGGCCCUGCUCCUCCUCCUGCUGCUGCUCCCGUCUACCCCCGCGGCGACGUCGUCGGCGCUGCUGGGCAUCAGCUACGGUCGCGUGGGCAACAACCUCCCGCCGGCCACCUCUGUGCCGCCGAUGCUCGGCUCCCUCGGCGUGGGCCGCGUCCGCCUCUACGACGCCGACCCCGCCACCAUCCGCGCCUUCGCCAACACAGGCGUCGAGCUCGUCGUGGGCGUCCCUGACGAGUGUCUCGCCUCGGUUUCCACCCCUGACGGCGCCGCUGCCUGGGUCCGUUCCUCGAUCCAGCCUGCGCUCCCGGCCACCAAAAUCGCCUUCCUCACAGUCGGCAACGAGGUGCUCACUGGCGCCAACAGCUCCUCCCUCUCGCGCUACCUCCUCCCGGCGAUGCAGUGCCUCCACGACGCUCUCGAGCAGGCCGGGCUGGGCAAGCAGGUCGCCGUCACCACCGCGCACAACCUCGGCGUGCUCGCGACGUCGUACCCGCCGUCGUCGGCCUACUUCCGCAAGGACUUGCUCCCGAUGCUCUGCCCGAUCCUCGACUUCCACGCGCGCGCCGGCUCGCCGUUCCUCGUCAACGCGUACCCCUACUUCGCCUACGCCGAGGACCCUACCGGCGUCAAGAUCGAGUACGCGCUGCUCGAGCCGGGGUACGCCGGCGUCGCCGACCCUGUGUCCGGGUUGCACUACACCAACAUGCUCGCCGCGCAGGUCGCAGCUCUGUUCUCUUGCUAA